This is a messenger RNA of Megalobrama amblycephala (Wuchang bream), 4704 nucleotides long. It is a transcript of the gene gsk3ba, whose product is annotated as glycogen synthase kinase 3 beta, genome duplicate a. Gene Ontology annotation, biological process: insulin receptor signaling pathway; protein phosphorylation; extrinsic apoptotic signaling pathway in absence of ligand. Gene Ontology annotation, cellular component: axon; nucleus; cytosol. Lineage: Eukaryota; Metazoa; Chordata; Actinopteri; Cypriniformes; Xenocyprididae. Gene Ontology annotation, molecular function: protein serine/threonine kinase activity; tau-protein kinase activity; beta-catenin binding. The record is from RefSeq and is a predicted model, not a curated record. The transcript has 11 exons. Bases 791 to 2068 code for a protein of 425 amino acids.
CGCACAUAACGUAGUUUACGUUCAUCGGUCGGAGUGACAAAGAGAACGAGCACAGACCGACGGAGAAGAAAUAAAAAAGGAAAUUUCUGAAUUACCGUGGGGAUUGUGAUCGCCGUUUCCUCUAGGAACCGCACUUUUGGCUCGUUUCUUUAACUACCCGUGCGUAUAUUGGAUUUCUUAUUUCGCCAUCCAUGUGCAUGGAGUUAAGUGGGUCGGAACGGUCGAGGAUAUCAGUCUUGAAAUUGGGCAAUUGGAAAAUUCUCAUUCGUAUCGUUGGUUAGAGCAAGGAAGCCGCCAUGGCUGGUGCUACUGGAUCGUUGAGUCUCCACCUCAGUAUAUGAAAAAUACUGCAUGGUGAUGAAAAACCACUCCAAUUUCCCAGCGGUUUGAGGGUAUAUUAGAUACAGACUAUGUUCUUUGUGUAAAUCUCUGUUCCAGUCAGAGAGAGAGAGCGAGAGACAAGGAUCGGUGGGGUUCGAGGGAAACUGGGAAAAGACCAAUUUAAUGAGCACCUUCAUUCAUAAUCGAAUUUAUCUGAGGUUUCAUCACUGAAGAUAAUAGUAACAGUCAAAGAAAAACGCUCCCGUGGAAAAUGUUCUGAAAGCGAGACGGUCGCGAGCUCGCUGAAGAAAACGACAGCCAAGGAACCCCGGACAGUCGAGUGGCUUUCGCCCAUUUUUCCGUAUUAUUUAAGUGGGAGAUAAACUGGUUCCCGUGGGUCGAAACGGAUUCGUUAAAGACAAACAAGCGUAUAUUACUCUGAGAGACGCGUGGGAUUUCGGAUUGGAAAAUGUCCGGUCGGCCUAGAACCACCUCCUUCGCAGAAAGCUGCAAGCCAGUGCCGCAGCCGUCGGCUUUCGGCAGCAUGAAAGUCAGCAGAGAUAAAGAUGGCAGUAAAGUGACCACAGUGGUGGCGACCCCUGGACAGGGACCUGACCGGCCGCAGGAGGUCAGCUACACCGACACCAAGGUCAUCGGUAAUGGCUCUUUUGGCGUGGUCUAUCAGGCCAAGCUCUGUGACUCAGGAGAACUGGUGGCCAUUAAGAAGGUCCUUCAGGAUAAGCGAUUUAAGAACCGUGAGCUUCAGAUCAUGAGGAAAUUGGACCACUGCAACAUUGUGCGUCUGCGUUACUUCUUCUACUCCAGUGGAGAUAAGAAGGAUGAGGUGUAUCUGAAUUUGGUUCUGGACUACGUCCCUGAGACCGUGUACAGAGUGGCGAGACACUACAGCCGCGCUAAGCAGACCCUUCCCAUGGUUUAUGUGAAGUUGUACAUGUACCAGCUCUUCAGGAGUCUGGCCUACAUCCAUUCCUUUGGGAUCUGCCAUCGGGACAUAAAACCCCAGAAUCUUUUGCUGGACCCAGACACAGCUGUGCUCAAACUCUGUGACUUUGGCAGUGCUAAGCAGUUAGUACGUGGAGAGCCCAACGUUUCCUACAUAUGCUCACGGUACUACAGAGCCCCUGAACUCAUCUUUGGAGCAACCGACUACACCUCCAGCAUAGACGUGUGGUCAGCUGGUUGCGUGCUGGCGGAACUGUUGCUAGGACAACCAAUUUUCCCUGGUGACAGUGGAGUGGAUCAGCUGGUGGAAAUCAUCAAGGUGCUUGGCACUCCCACCCGUGAGCAGAUUCGGGAAAUGAACCCAAACUACACCGAGUUCAAAUUCCCGCAGAUUAAGGCCCAUCCAUGGACUAAGGUGAGUAAACAGGUGUUCCGGCCACGCACACCUCCGGAAGCCAUUGCAUUGUGUUCCCGGCUGUUGGAGUACACACCGACAGCUCGACUGACCCCACUAGAGGCCUGCGCUCAUUCCUUCUUUGAUGAACUGCGGGAUCCAAAUGUCAAGCUUCCUAAUGGCCGUGAGAAACCGUCCUUAUUCAACUUUACAACUCAAGAGCUGUCCAGUAACCCAUCUUUGGCCUCUAUCCUAAUUCCCGCUCAUGCACGUAACCAGGCAGGAGCUUCUACUCCCACCAACGCCUCUACCACUUCAGAUGCCAAUAGUGGAGAUCGCAGUCAGACCACAACUGCAGCCUCUGCCUCCGCCUCCAACACCUCAACCUGAGAGCCCCAGCCAAUCAGACCUGACCCUGCCUCCAGGGCCGUGCCCACCCCACUGCUCACCAGCUUAUUGGGCAGGAUUUGAGUCAUGUAACCACCACUCUUAUUCAGACUGCAAGAGCCAACCUUCAUUUACAUCUUUUUUUAACGAAGUUCAGAAAGAGUUCAAAAUGAUACAUGGAAAAGCCUUGUUAGGUGUAAUUCACGAGAACGACAGAGACAGAGAGAGCAGUGAGGAAAUGGGUUGGGUGGGGGGUAAACCGUAAUACCUGGUCCGUGACCAGCCGGAAUUUUUUUUUUUCCCAUUCUCAGAGGACAAUCUUGUUAUGUAAGCAAUCCGGUAGCCAGAUCCAUCCACUUCCAUUUCCAUUUGGACUCCCCUUCUCUCACCUGGACUGUCUCUAACUACAUGUUCUGUCCCUCUCUACUGUUCUGGGUCUCUUAUAGCGCAUGGCUACCCCAUAUACAGUGUGUGUGUGUAUUAUAUACAUAUAUAUAUAUAUAUAUAUAUAUAUAUAUAUAUAUAUAUAUAUUGGGGAAAUUAUGCAGCAUUCAAAACUUGAGGAAAUAUCGCAUCUAAUUGUAUCUUUAAAAAAAAAAAAAACAGAGGUAUAAAUGUAAAAACCGCAUGUUCCAACCACAAAGCCAACAGAGAAAUUCUCUGUUGCAGAUGAUCUAGGAGUUUUAAGUCUGCUGAAUGUUUUAAUUUGUUUUAUAAAAUGGGCAGUCUAGGGGAAGGGCAGACAUUUUGAUUGACAGGUGAGACGUGCGUCUCCAUCUCUGUGUUCUUGUAUGAUAUAUACAUACACAGUUUAUAUAUUACUUUGCAUUAUGUAAAAUAUAUAUAUAUAUAUAUAGUUAUAUAUAGAUCUAUAUCUAGCAUCAUCGGUCCAGAAUCCAUCAUGGAUUGUCGGGGCAGUGGAAACAUUUUGCCACUGACCAAAAUAAUACAGUAUGUUUAUGAGUAAGAACUUGGACACAUUUAGCUGGAGCUCCUUUCUAGCAAGCAUUUUGCUCUUUUGUGCUGUUUUCUGUUUGCCCGGUAGAAUUACAGAUCACCUUCUGAUUUGAUUUCCUCUCAUUAUUUAUUGUUGCGUGUGGGUCAGUGCUGUAAUGCUCAGAUUCAUUGUUCGUAUUCACACAGCGAGUUACAGCUAAACAUAAAGAACAGGUGAAGAAAACUCAUUAGAUUUGCGGACUGUGUUUGUGCUGCAUUCGCAAUGUUAAACUGAUGUGGCUGUGUUGGUUCAACCACUACUUUUUUCUUUGUCACGUUUCAGCAUACUUUCAACCUGAUUACAGAAAAAUGUACUUUUUCUUUAUCCAAAAUGUCUUAAUACGCAAAGUAUAGCAGUACAUGAAAAUGACAGACAUGUAUAUACAGUACAGAAAUAUUGCUUUUACUUUUUAUUUUAGUUUUUUUUUUUUUUUUUUUUGUAUAAUUUGUAAGCAUGUGUGAGUGAAUGUGUACAUGCGUGUGUUCUGCUAUGUACAUAUAUAUGCUGACCUGAGAACUGUUAAUGAGCGAAAACAAAGACGAGGAAUUAAAUGAAAAUGGAUCAGAGAAAAAAAAAAGAUUAAAAACAGAUUUAAAAGAUCAGGUUUGUUGGAUACUGUAGACAAGGAGCUUUCUCCAGCCAUAUAGUUUAAUCUUAUCUGUACAGUAGGUCCCAGCUAUAUUAUUGUAACUAUAUCUAGUAAUGUAUAGUGUAUCUAUAGUUUGGAGUGCCUUUGCUUCCAUACACUUCCUGUCCCUAGACCACACCCACUUCCUGUCUGCACUCAAGACAGACCACGCCCCUUCAUGUGACCCUCUGCAGGUGCUGUUGAUUGGUCAAGUCAAAAUGACUGACAGCUGACUUUAUUUCCUGUCCAAAACCACCCUCAGUGGCAUUUCUUUAGUGUUUUUUUUUUGUUUUGUUUUCUUUGAGGUGUGAUUCACUCAUGUAUUGAUACAAAUGUUUUUGUAUGUGGACGAAGUCGUGUUCCUGUGGAGCCAAUCACGAUGUGCGUUCUUACACUCGUUCCACUACCAAAGCGAACCAACUAUGAGCGUGUUGUGACGUAACUGCAACAUCCCGGGGGCAAUAAUGAUUUCUUUUAUGUUUUGGCUCGUUGGCCAGCUGACAGUACGCAGUAGAGAUGUCACGUAGCACCCGCCAGACCCUCAUCCCCGCACCCUCAAUGUAAAGCUUGCUUGUAAGAUACGCAUUCAUAGAUGUGUUGCUUUCCACAAAUGGUGUGACCACUUCUUGUGACUAAAGUUAGAGUAAAAAUGUAAAGACACAAGGGUUAAAAAUAAAUACAAAAAAAAAAAAAAAAAAGACAAAAAAAAAAAUGUUUUAAGGACUGUGGGCUAAAUACAGACUAUCGCAUUACAUACACUUAUUGGGAAAAAAGUUGUCUUGGUUUAAAAUGAAAAAAAGCAACCUGUAUAACAUUAAUAUUACUUGAAUGCCUCUGUUUGUGACUGAAAUUUUUAUUUUAUUUUAAAUAUAUUCUUUUUCUGUGAAGGUAUGCUAAAUGUCUCCUCUCCUUGUAAAUAUGUCCGUUUUGGUCCUUGGUGUGACUUGGAUUCAGAGACUAGUUACCUGGUACUGUAAUUUGCAUUAAAUAAAGAGUAGGAUAGCUUGGAAAUGA